Molecule: messenger RNA, 2441 nt
Organism: Pseudopipra pipra
Lineage: Eukaryota; Metazoa; Chordata; Aves; Passeriformes; Pipridae
Gene: SLC5A12
Product: solute carrier family 5 member 12
Exons: 15
Coding region: 265-2028 (587 amino acids)
Biological process (GO): transmembrane transport; sodium ion transport
Cellular component (GO): membrane; extracellular exosome
Molecular function (GO): symporter activity; lactate transmembrane transporter activity
Source: RefSeq, a predicted model, not a curated record
GUCCCUCGCUUCAGCCUGCCUGGCAGAAGCACUAGUAGCUGUAGAGUCAAAGUGCAUUCAGCACCUUCCUAACUCAUCCUUAGCUACGUUUUUUUUCCCCUCCUUAGAACUGAACUGGAUUAAAAAACACCUUCUGGUUGUUUAUUAUUUGUCAUCGAUGAGCUACAGAUAAGCUUCAGCUUGGCUGUCAACAGAGUUAAUCUGUUCAGAGCACCAGUCACAGUAAACCAGAAUCCUCCAUCAGAGAAUUGUACAACUGGUGCAAUGCCAAACUUUGAAGCUCCGGAAGUCAAAAAAUUUGUGGCUUGGGACUAUGUUGUUUUUGCCGCGCUGUUUUUGGUCAGCGCCAGCAUUGGAGUCUUUUUUGCAGUUAAAGAGAGGAAAAAAAAAACUUCAAAGGAGUUUUUGGUGGGCGGUAAGCAGAUGACAUGUGGACCCAUAGCUUUUUCUCUCACAACAAGCUUCAUGUCAGCAGUAACAGUCCUGGGGACACCCUCCGAAGUUUAUCGCCACGGGGCAUCCUUUGUGCUGUUCUUUCUUUCAUACGCGCUUGUCAUCAUUUUUACUGCUGAACUUUUUCUACCUGUCUUUUACAGAUCUGGCAUAACGAGCACUUAUGAGUAUUUGGAGUUAAGAUUUAACAAGAUUGUCCGCCUUGCUGCAACGUUGAUCUACAUCCUGCAGACGAUCCUCUACACAGGAAUAGUGGUCUAUGCUCCAUCACUGGCACUCAACCAAGUCACUGGAUUUGAUCUCUGGGGCUCUGUAGCUGCAACAGGAAUUGUCUGCACUUUCUAUUGCACUCUGGGAGGAUUAAAAGCUGUUGUCUGGACAGAUGCAUUUCAAAUGAUUGUCAUGGUGGCUGGCUUUCUGACGGUUUUGAUUCGAGGAACUAGUCUGAAUGGUGGAUCAACCAAAGUCUGGGAAGAUGCCCAUGAAGGAUCACGACUAAACAUAUUCGACUUUGAUGCUGAUCCUUUGAGACGACACACCGUCUGGACAAUAGUUAUUGGGGGAACAUUUACAUGGCUAGGGAUCUACGGAGUCAAUCAGUCCACGAUACAGAGAUGCAUUUCUUGCAAAUCGGAAAAGCACGCUAAACUGGCACUUUACCUGAAUUUAUUGGGACUUUGGACAGUCCUAGCGUGUGCAGUAUUUUGUGGAUUGGUGAUGUAUUCUCAUUACAAGAGUUGUGACCCUUGGACUGCUGAUUUCAUUUCAGCUCCUGAUCAGCUCAUGCCCUACUUUGUCAUGGACAUUUUUUCUUCGAUGCCAGGAGUCCCGGGACUGUUUGUUGCCUGUGCAUUCAGUGGAACACUAAGCACUGUAGCAGCCAGCAUCAAUGCUUUAGCAACUGUUACCUUUGAAGACUUGGUCAAGAAAGGUUUCCCAAACCUCUCUGAGAAGAUGAGCACGUGGAUCAGCAAAGGCUUAUGUGUUUUAUACGGCGUCCUGUGCACUUCCAUGGCUGCAGCAGCGUCGCUGAUGGGAGGAGUCGUGCAGGCUUCCCUCUCCAUCCACGGGAUGUGUGGGGGGCCCAUGCUGGGAUUAUUUACACUGGGAAUUGUGUUUCCUUGUGCUAACUGGAAGGGUGCUCUUGGAGGCCUCUUAGCUGGGAUCACCUUGGCUUUUUGGGCUGGUACUGGCUCUUUCAUUUACCCUGCACCACCAACGAAGUCCAUCCCUCUGCAACUGUUGACCCUCAACUGCACGCUGGCGAACGGCACCGCGUCGCUGACGACAGCAGCUCCCACGGCAGCUCCAGAGAGGCCUUUGCUGGCAGACACCUGGUACUCCCUGUCCUACCUGUACUUCAGUGCCAUUGGCUGCCUGGGAUGUGCCAUCAUAGGGUUGUUGAUAAGCUACAUAACAGGACCUACUAAAGGAGAAGAUAUCCCACCAGUGUUAAUUAAGCCAGUCUGCAACCUGCUUUUCUUUUGGUCUGAAAGACUCAAAACUCUCCUCUGGUGUGGCGUGCAGCACGACAGCCUGGAGAGCCUGUUGCAAUUCUGGAGCAAAACCUGCUGAAGUGAAGAUGAUCCCUUUGCUUCCUCUGCCUAUCCUCAGCCUGCCUCCACAUGCUGGUUGUUGUAUUUUACCCCAGAAGAACAUGGGCAUUGCAAGCAUAAGGUUGAGUAUGAACACACUUAAGGAACUUUUUAAGCUGCUAAAUUUUCCACUACAGGAACUUAAGUUUGCAAUUCACUUAAACACUUUCAAAAAGUGUCACCGUAUGCAUUUUAGGUAGACAAAAUAUGCUUCGCAACAAAAUAAAAGGUCUGCCUAGAUGUGGAGUUCUGUUUGAAUUCUAGUGUUAGCCUUAACACCAAAUAAACACUAUUAUGAAAGGCUGGCCUUAUAUUUGUUUCAACCUUUGCCCCAAAAUAAGCAACAUCAGCACUUUAUGAGGACUACAAAAAAAUAAAAUUAUUCUGGAAGUA